Messenger RNA from Lotus japonicus, 1477 nucleotides. RefSeq lists its product as uncharacterized. The transcript has a single exon. The record is from RefSeq and is a predicted model, not a curated record. NCBI's taxonomy places the organism in Eukaryota, Viridiplantae, Streptophyta, Magnoliopsida, Fabales, Fabaceae. The coding region runs from base 154 to 1233 and encodes 359 amino acids.
CAGAAAAAUAAAGUUUUACCCCUCACCAUUCCGUAGCUUGGAAGAGAGCUUCAAGCUGCAACCCAUUUCACUGCCUCUGACUCUCUCACUCAAUCCCUCACUCACUCACUCACCACCACCGUCGCCGCCGCCACAACCACCAAUUUCCCGAAAAUGCAGCACGCAACGAGAGCUGAAGCAGAGAGGCUACUGGGAAUCGCAGACAAGCUUCUGCAGAACCGCGAUCUGAUGGGCUCACGCGAAUUCGCCAUCCUCGCUCAGGAAACCGAGCCUCUCCUCGAAGGCUCCGAUCAGAUCCUCGCCAUCGUCGACGUCCUCCUCGCCUCCGAGAAGCGCAUCAACAACACCAACCACCCUGACUGGUACGCCAUCCUCGGCAUCGAUCGCCGCUCCGACGACCUCGAUCUUAUCAAGAAGCAGUACCGCCGUCUCGCCCUCCUCCUCCACCCUGAUAAGAGCCGCUUCGCCUUCGCCGACCAUGCCUUCAAGCUCGUCGCCGAUGCUUGGGCUCUCCUCUCCGAUCCCCUCAAGAAGGGUCACUACGAUAAGGACCUCUCUAUGUUCUCCCGCGUUGACCUCUCCGUCCCCGGCUGGGUCAACCAGCAGGAGAAGUUGCCGGUCCGAAGGACCGGCCCUGGGUCCGGCUCCGGCACCCACCGGAACAGCGCCGCCGCCAGGGAUGAGAUCUCUGCGGAGGAGAACACUCGCCGGAGGAACAACAGCAACAGUAACAGCAACAACGCGAAGACGUUUUGGACGGCGUGCCCGUACUGUUACCGGUUGUAUGAGUACCCUAAGGUUUACGAGGGUUGCUGCUUGAGGUGCAUGAAUUGUGAGAGAUCCUUUCACGGUGUCGCUGUGCCGUCGCUGCCGCCGCUGGUGCCGGGGGAGGAAGCUUAUUAUUGCUGUUGGGGGUUUUUUCCGAUGGGGUUUGUCAUUGGAAGCUUCAAUGCAACGGAGAAAGAGGCUGCAGCUGGACCUGAGCCUGCAUCGGCACCAGCUCCGGCGCCAGCUCCUGUGCCGGUGUCGGCUCAGCCUCCUUCUUCGCUUCCGAAUUGGAUGCCUGCGCCAACGCCAAAUCCGGCUCCUCCGGUGGUGAAUGGUGGGAGUAGUGUGACACCGACGAGGGUUACUAGGGCUGCUGCUGCUGCAGCUUCUACACCUGCAGGUGUUCCAAAUGGGGUUGCUGGAACUGGGCCGAAGAAGCGGGGGAGGCCGCGGAAGUAUGUGUGAGGGGUACAUUUCGGGUUUUUUCUGAAGUAAUUGCUGAAGCUGAAAGUGAUUUUGAUGGUUGAAUAUGGAAGUGUUGUUGGCCUAACUUCCUCUCAGUUUGAAGCUGCUUCUGGGGGAUAGUUUGUAGGUAGUAAUCUUAUGUUGUUUAGCUUACUUGUUUUGUAGAUAUGGUUAACUUAAAAUUGUGUCAUAUUUUUGUGAUUGAUAUUGUUAAUUAUCUGGUAUCUGCCAUAGGGUUGAUGAA